GCGUUUUGAGGGAGGCGCUGGGGUUGGGAGGCUGACGAGAUCGGCGGCACGAGCCGAGUGACGGGAGACUGGGGUGAUGUAUACGUAGUCGGGGUUUGCAGUUCUGAUACUGUGUCGUACUAUAGUGUGCUCACACAGCACGGGAAUUGUCUUGGUCGAUAUUAUCGAUUUUUCACUAACAGUACACAUGAUUUAUUCAGUAUUUUUGUCGGUUGUAAUUAAAUCCUACACAAUGGCCUUCCAUUGACCAAGGUGGUUUUGGGACACACAUAGUACUGUUUGAAGUUUGGGGUGGUUCAUUUCCGGGAGAGAGCAAAAAAAAACGUCCCUCCCAUCCGACGAGUGAGUGAGCGCUUGGCGUGUGGCGUUCUAGAGUGUGCAUUUCCUGUGUAGAUGUGAAAUGUGGAGGCUGCAGCAGUCUGUCCCCAAUCGAGACGAGCAGACGACACGUUGUGUGAAAGACAUCGCGCUGUGUUCUAUCUACAACGACUUAUAUCUGGCAGUUUUCUAAGAAAGAUCAUGGGGAAAUAUCACUGUUAUAUUACUACCAUGAAAGACAUUUAAUCAAAAGUGUACAUAACAUGAAAACAGAGAAAAUGGAUUUUAUCGGCGCUUCGUGGCAGGCAUAGGGGUGGUACAGGUUGAGAUGACGAUAGAUCAGGUUUAGGGAGUUCAGACCCCUCAAUACAGUGCCCCACUGCUGUUGGCGUUAUGGUCUGUGUAUGGGAACUCCUAUAGAAGAACAUGACAACCGAAUACGAAGGUAUUGGGUAUCACUUGAAACAGCUGGUGGAGCGUUUGCUUCAGCAGAACAUUCCAGACCAAGAAGGGGCCUAUGGCAACUUCAACUACAGACUCACAGGAAUGCGUCUGACCAGUGCUAAGCUGCCACGAGCAUCCCUCUACCCCGAGGCGCUGUUCACGCAGAGAGGGGCGCUGACUAUCAUAGGCAAAUAUGUCUUCCAAUAUAAUUCCUUUAUGACCCACUUUGCAGAAGGUGACUUUGAAGUUCACAUGACGGAGCUGUCUAUUAUUUUCAGACAAAAUCCAGUUCGAAAUAAUUCUGUGUCCCAGCAGCAGCAGCAGGCAGCCAUAAAUCCCGGGGACAUUGACCAAGAUGUCAUCGUGGCCUUUAUACGACAGGGGCGUAUAGAGUGUAAAAUCGGCAAAAUUAAAGCCAAGUUCCACGGAGGAUCGGCAGGACUCUGUCAUUUUGUGUCCAAAUUUUUACUACGUGCCAUGCGGACACAAAUAGAAAACCAGGUUGCUGGUUUCAUCAGAAACCUAAUAAAAGAUGAUGAGGAUAAAGCAAUUAUAGCUAUAUUAGGUCUGUUUGCGCUUAACAGUGAGUCACCUGAGGCAGCACAGCCUGACGAAGGUCGCGGCUUCAGGUCAUCUAUACGAAGGUGGUUUGGGAGGAUGCGGGGCAGUCAGCCUCAAGCUGUGCACUAACACAGAUCAACCCCGUGACCCCAAAAGGUCACGAGGAAUUCACCCAUGCCCCUAUAGAAUGCAAGGCAGUCACAAGUUUGACCUCGAUAGAUCACAAGGCAGUUGCCCAUGACCCUGAUAGGACACAAUGCAGACAACCAUGACUCUGAGAGGUCAAUGGGCAGUCGACCUUCACCCUGGGAGGUCACAUGGUAGUGACCGGUGUCCUAAAUACACAUCAGCUGACAGUGACCAUUCAUACAGUACAGCUAGUCUGUAGAGCUAGACUUAAUAUCAAGGGGCAACAACAGAACAUUUUGUUGCAUCACAUCCUUCAUCAGAGAUAUUAUAUCUUUCCCUUUUUUUGGAAAAAAAAUGGCUGGACCAGAGUUUUAAGUCAAAGAACUGUGUGUAGCUUUAUAUGUGUAUGGAAAAAUCUGGGAAUCUAACAUUUAUUUCAACAGUCUUCAAUAAGAUUCAUUAGUUUGGAAAUA
Messenger RNA from Mizuhopecten yessoensis (Yesso scallop), 1925 nucleotides. RefSeq lists its product as uncharacterized. Lineage: Eukaryota; Metazoa; Mollusca; Bivalvia; Pectinida; Pectinidae. The transcript has 9 exons. Gene Ontology annotation, molecular function: lipid binding. Bases 745 to 1452 code for a protein of 235 amino acids. The record is from RefSeq and is a predicted model, not a curated record.